Molecule: messenger RNA, 2129 nt
Organism: Sardina pilchardus (European sardine)
Lineage: Eukaryota; Metazoa; Chordata; Actinopteri; Clupeiformes; Clupeidae
Gene: gpib
Product: glucose-6-phosphate isomerase b
Exons: 18
Coding region: 96-1757 (553 amino acids)
Biological process (GO): glucose 6-phosphate metabolic process; glycolytic process; gluconeogenesis
Cellular component (GO): cytosol
Molecular function (GO): monosaccharide binding; glucose-6-phosphate isomerase activity; carbohydrate derivative binding
Source: RefSeq, a predicted model, not a curated record
GCGGAAUUGCCCUUCAAAAUCAUUCUUCAGACUUACAUCUAUUUCAGUCAGCCAGGGUCGGCAAGUAGACAGGAGUAAACCGAACAUCAGACAGCAUGGGACUCUCAAGUGAUGCCAACUACAAGAAACUCGAGCAAUGGUACAAGUCCAAUGCCGGGAACCUCAAUAUGAGGAAAAUGUUCGAAGCUGACAAGGACAGGUUCAGCAAGCACAGCCUGACAUUACACACAGAAGAUGGAGACAUCCUUCUUGAUUACUCCAAGAAUCUCAUCAAUACGGAAGUCAUGGCAAUGCUGGUGGAACUGGCCAAGUCCAGAGGCGUGGAGGGUGCCAGAGAUAAGAUGUUUAGUGGAGAGAAGAUCAACUUCACUGAGAACCGCGCAGUGCUCCACGUUGCCCUGAGGAACCGCUCCAACACCCCCAUCCAGGUCGGGGGCAGUGAUGUGAUGCCGGAGGUGAACAAGGUGCUGGAGAAGAUGAAGGGAUUCUGCCAUAAAGUGCGCAGCGGUGAGUGGAAGGGCUACACCGGAAAGUCCAUCACAGAUGUGGUCAAUGUGGGCAUUGGUGGAUCUGAUCUGGGCCCGUUGAUGGUCACUGAGGCUCUGAAGCCCUACUCUAAAGAUGGACCCCGUGUGUGGUUCGUCUCCAACAUUGAUGGCACCCACAUCGCAAAGACCCUGGCUGCGCUCAACGCCGAGACCACGUUGUUCAUCGUCGCUUCCAAGACAUUCACUACUCAAGAGACCAUCACCAAUGCUGAGUCUGCCAAGGAAUGGUUCCUUAAAUCCGCAAAGGAUCCGGCUGCUGUGGCCAAGCACUUUGUUGCUCUCUCUACCAAUGCACCCAAAGUGAAGGACUUCGGCAUUGACACCAACAACAUGUUCGAGUUCUGGGAUUGGGUCGGUGGACGCUACUCUCUGUGGUCAGCCAUUGGACUGUCCAUCGCCCUGCACAUAGGGUUUGAGAACUUUGAGAAGCUUCUCUCCGGAGCUCACUGGAUGGACAAUCACUUCCGCACCGCCCCACUGGAGAAGAAUGCCCCUGUCCUCCUGGCUCUGCUGGGUAUCUGGUACAUCAACUACUUCCAGGCCGAGACACAUGCCAUGCUGCCAUACGACCAGUAUAUGCAUCGCUUUGCAGCUUACUUCCAGCAGGGUGAUAUGGAAUCCAACGGGAAGUACAUCACGACACAGGGUCACAAGGUGGACUACCACACUGGUCCCAUUGUUUGGGGAGAGCCAGGAACCAAUGGCCAGCAUGCGUUCUACCAGCUGAUUCACCAAGGCACACGCAUGAUUCCCUGUGACUUCCUCAUUCCCGCCCAGAGCCAGCACCCUAUCAGAGACAGUCUGCACCACAAGAUUCUGAUGGCCAACUUCCUGGCCCAGACUGAGGCCAUGAUGAAGGGGAAGACCACGGAGGAGGCCAAGGCUGAGCUGACCGCCGGAGGGCUGAGUGGAGAGGCGCUGGACAAGCUGCUACCACACAAAGUAUUCCAAGGCAACAAGCCAACCAACUCUAUCAUUUUCAAGAAGCUGAAUCCGUACACCUUGGGAGCGCUCAUUGCCAUGUAUGAGCACAAAAUCUUUGUCCAGGGAGUCAUGUGGGACAUCAACAGUUUUGACCAGUGGGGAGUGGAACUGGGCAAACAGCUGGCCAAGGCGAUCGAGCCUGAGCUGACAGCCGCUGGGGACGUGAGCUCCCAUGACUCCUCCACCAACGCUCUCAUCAAUUUCUUCAAGAAGAACCACGCCUGAGCCUAGUACUACCGCCACGUCGCCCCCCCCCCCCACCCCACCCAGCCUCUCCACACCACCGACCCCCCAGGUCUGGAGUCCACAGCAGUGCCCAGCUGAGCCCUGGCUGGCUGAUGGCCACGCAACUCCCUAGCACUGGAAGUGGAAGAGCUAACUGUAUCUGUAAUCACUUAUUUGUGUAAUCUUGAGUCUCUGUUCAUGGUGUAAAUUGACUAUGUUUAUGUGUCUGAACCUAGGAAAGGGAUCGGCUGUAUUUUACUGCACUGUAAGUCACCUUCUGUAGGUUACGCAGAAAGAGAAACAGGUUACUGCCAUAUUACGCUGCCCUGGUACUUAAUGGCUUGAAAAAUAAAUAUUGUCACAGUCACUUUA